GUUACCUUCACAUUCACUGACAUAUUUUACCCUCGGGGUCAAUUUGACCCCAGCAAUUAAAACCUCCAGAAAAUUAUUAGAAUUAAUAUUGUUUCCCAAGUUUAAGUGUGAGGUACUUUAUGUUUGUUUGUUGACUACCUAAAUAGCCCUUUAAAUAUAUAAAAAAGUUGAUAUUUCUUAUAUGUUUGACACAGUGAAAAACAGCCUGGGGUCAAAUUGACCCCAAAGAACACCGACGUUAAACAUUGAAUGGGGUCAAAUUGACCCUAAAAGUAACAGGAGGGUUAAGGCCCUAAACAUCGAUGGCAUACACAGGAUUUUUAAUUAUUUUUAAUGGGUAGAUGUUCCCUCAGAGUCCGAUAUAGAAUAAAGAGAUCGGCUAUUUUUAAUUGGCUGUGAAUUGUCACGAUCCUGGUUUUGGUUCAGAGUGUUUUAUUUUGAAGUUCCCUGCCUCUUGUGUAUCCCGGGGUAUUUAAACCCUGCGUUCCCCGGUCUCUGUGUUGGUCCCUCUUGAUAUCCCUUGUGUCUAUUCACCCGGUUCUGUUUUGUGUUUUUGUUGUUGUUGCUUGUUGUAUUUUCAGUUUCUCCUUUUGUUGUGUUUUGGAUAUUUUGUUCUCCUUUAUCAUCCUGGGUCCAUCCCCGUUGCCUUUCUGCCCCACCGGGACAAUAACAGCCCGAUAGAGACAGACAGUGAUUACGCAACUGUUGUGGCCGCCUGACCCUGAAAAGAGCGGCUCGGCCUUCUGGGUGCAUGCAGGGUGACAUGAGAAGUAAUAACGGCCGACACAGAGCACAGUGUGACAGGAUGACAACGACGUGGAGGGACCGCGAGAGAACGCCGACCAUGUGACGUCAAAGCGAGAGGUGAUGUAAGGAGCGCGCUCGGGACGUCAACGGGGGGCUCGGGAACUUCUCCUCUUGCCUUCAAUCUUUUUCCCUCCAAGACAGAUCGAAUACUGGACAGUGAAACUAAUCUACCACGUUUCCAAUCUGUGGUCCAAGUGAACUCAACGGAAAGCACCGGCCAUGACCUCAGCCACUGCCCCCUCCUCCGAAGGCUGCUCUCCUCAGAGAGUAUGCCACUCCCAGACGCAGACGGACAUCACCAAGCCCCUGCUGGGCUCCCCAGACGUAGGUGGAGGAGGAGGAGGAACGGGAGCCGGAGGGCCCUGCGCCCUGCGAAGGAGGCGCCGCGUCCUCUCCAAAGACGGAAGAAGCAACGUACGCAUCGAGCACGUGAGCGGCCGAGGGGCGCUGUACCUCCGCGACCUCUGGACGACCUUCCUGGACAUGCAGUGGCGCUACAAGUUCUUCCUCUUCGCCGCCACCUUCGCCGGGACCUGGUUCGCGUUCGGGGUGCUCUGGUACCUGGUUGCCUUGGUGCACGGAGAUCUCCAGGAGUUUGACCCCCCCUCCAACCAUACUCCGUGCGUAAUGGAGGUGAAGACCCUGACGGGAGCCUUCCUCUUCUCUCUGGAGUCUCAGACCACAAUUGGAUACGGUUUCCGGUGCAUCACCGAGGAGUGUCCCGGCGCCAUCAUGCUGCUCAUCUUUCAGCUGGUCAUCACCAUGGUGUUGGAGAUCUUCAUCACCGGCACUUUCCUUGCGAAGGUCGCUCGUCCCAAGAAGAGAGGCGAGACAGUGAAGUUCAGUCAACACGCCGUCGUUUCAAAUCACGAGGGUCGGCCCUGCCUCAUGAUCCGAGUGGCCAACAUGCGCAAAAGCCUUCUGCUGGGAUGCCAGGUGACGGGGAAGUUGCUUCAGACGUCGCUGACCAAGGAGGGCGAGACGGUGCGGUUGGACCAGCGCAAUGUGCCUUUCCUGGUGGACACGUCCAGCGACAGCCCCUUCCUCAUCAUCCCCCUGACUUUCUACCACACCAUCGACGACAACAGCCCUCUCAGGGCCUGGGCAGCGAAAGGUGGCGGCUGGACGGACCCGGACCUGGCCGACUUUGAGCUGCUCGUGAUCAUGAGCGCCACGGUGGAGCCGACCUCCGCUACCUGCCAGGUGCGGACCUCCUACCUCCCGGACGAGAUCCUCUGGGGCUACGAGUUCCCCCCCGUCGUCUCCCUGUCUCCCUCGGGGAAAUACGUGGCCGACUUCACCUUCUUCGACAAAGUGGCCAAAACCAAAACGCCGCCCCACUUCAAGCAGGCCUCGCCACCGGGGAGCCCGCCGUCGCAGGCGUCCCGCCACCACCGAGGCAAGGAGGCGGGGUCGGACCCGGAGAAGAUGCGACUGGAGGAGAACUACAGGGGGGAGGAGAACGGGCGAGAGAAGGGAGUAAAGGGAGAGAAGGGGCGCAACCGAGACAGCGGCCCGCGAAGUGUGCGUAUUAGCAACGUGUGAGGGAAGAGAGAGAGAGAGAGAGAGAGAGAGGAAGUGGAAACGGAAAGCUGAUGAGAAACUGAGAUGAAAGCAAGGAAGAACAGAAUCGAGCUGCUCGUAUAAAAACACCUCGCCCACGCACAUGAGAGAGACACGCCUGGAUCCACACCUCCGUGGGCUCCACGCACACAUCUGGGUCAGCAAGUUACGAACCCGACGUGUACAAAUGUACAGCACAAGGUGUCCGUAGAGGCGCUUGCAUUCAUUGUUUCUUUCUUUCUGGAAAAGGACUGCGGCUGGAGAUGCUCUAACGCUCUUAUCGGGUCAUUCCUGUUCCUUUAGCCCUAGAAGGUCGUACUAAUCACUAAAUCUGAUCCCGAUAUAGAAAUUAACCUUUUUCGAGACUUUUCUCGAAGCGAGCGUCUCUUCCUUUAACCUCUAGAAGGAGUGCGAAAAAGUGAACACUUGAUUUCAGAAAUUGAAAAAAAGUUGAUUUCUGUUUCUGUUAUAAGAAAAUAAGAGCUCGACUGCGGGAAAAUGGACUUGAUGAGAUUUAUUUUUAAUUGUUUUUAUCUGUGUAGAUAAACGUCUGAACGUCUUGCUAAUCACUGAAUCACUGUACGGUUUUUUACUGUUUUUAUUUUUUUAUUAACAAAAUACCUGCAAAAGGUGUCGAAAAUACUGGAACCUUAUUAUUUUUUUUAAUGGAGGAUUGUAUAAUAUUUGAUGUACCCAACAGUCUUUAACAACAUCAUCAUACUUGUUGCAUCUGAACACACACUCAGCUCUCUCAUCCGAAUGUCUUCUCUUGUUUAUUGGAGAAAAUAUAUUUUGUAAUAUUACUAAAAAAGCACUUUAACUUGACAUAAAUGUGACAUUUCACCACCAAGGGGAAUAACUGAACUAAUUCUGAUAGUUAAUGCACUGUAAUAAAUGAUGAAAUCCGGUGAUUAUGUUUGGGGUUUGUGAGUGUGAGUGGGUGUUGUUAGGCCUAAAAAUGAGUUAAAUCAUAUUUUUAUGAGGCUUUUUAUGAACCUUCUUAAACGUAACGCAUGUGUGUGAUCAUGAACCUCUGUACAGUGUACACACAUAUGUUUUCAUACAUUAUUCACACACGUAUGAGCUGAUGUUUUGACACACUUCAGUACAAUGCGCCCGUCUUUUUACUGCCGACAUUUCCCCCGAACAUUUGUUAUGAAAGAUUCUCUGGAUUCUGCCAACGUGUGUCCAAUCAACAGCCUUUUUUAUAUUGGAUCAGUACAUACAUUUGAAUUAAAAAAUAUAUAUUUUUCUCUUUUUACUCGAUAUGAAAAUGGCGACAGACACAUCAAAAUUAAACCAAAUUGUGGCGCUUGUUCCUGGGGACUCACUAAAUUUCUUGGGGACGAACAAUGAGAUAUCUGAAAUGUUUUUUACAAGAAAUAUUAUGAAGGAAAUUUUUCUAUUCUUAUUGUUUUUUUCUGUUUGAAUGGCCAACGAUGCUUGCUAUUAAAAAACUCAGUACUAUA
This is a messenger RNA of Pseudoliparis swirei, 3839 nucleotides long. Its product is annotated as ATP-sensitive inward rectifier potassium channel 10-like. The transcript is spliced from 7 exons. Gene Ontology annotation, cellular component: plasma membrane. Gene Ontology annotation, molecular function: inward rectifier potassium channel activity. The record is from RefSeq and is a predicted model, not a curated record. NCBI's taxonomy places the organism in Eukaryota, Metazoa, Chordata, Actinopteri, Perciformes, Liparidae. Gene Ontology annotation, biological process: potassium ion import across plasma membrane; regulation of monoatomic ion transmembrane transport. The coding region runs from base 1027 to 2352 and encodes 441 amino acids.